This is a messenger RNA of Dentiscutata erythropus, 1080 nucleotides long. NCBI's taxonomy places the organism in Eukaryota, Fungi, Glomeromycota, Glomeromycetes, Diversisporales, Gigasporaceae. The record is from the annotation of a GenBank genome assembly.
AUGUUUAUUCAAAGAAGACCAAAACAAAUACAGGCGCAGUUACCUGGGAGACCUAAAGGAGAAGGACCUAAACAAAAUCAACAAAAUGUACCACAGAUAAAACAAAUACCAAUAAAACAAUUACCAAUAAAACAAAGACCAAAUGUAAUAAGAGAAGAUCAAAUAAGAGAUGAUUGGAUAAUUGGUAAUCAAGCUAAACAAAUUAUAAAUCAACCAAAAAUACCAAUACCUCGUCAAAUACCAAUACCUGUAAUAGAACCACAAGUAGAUCGAGGAGCAUUGGAAAUAAAUGUACAAGAAGAAAUAUGUUCUAUAUGUUUAACAGCAUUUGAUAUUAAAAAUUUAGACGGUGUACCUGAUGAAUUAUGGAGAAAUGUAGUACCAGAAAAUAUAUUGAGACCGGACGUGAUAGCUUUACAAAGAUAUAGAGAAAUUCAAGUAAAUAAUAAUCGAAUAGCACAACAAAUAGUUAUUGAAGAAGAAGAAUUCGAUCAACAAGAUGUUUUAGAUUGUCCUAUUUGUCACAUAUCAUUACAUCAAGUUAUAGGAAAGCAACCACCACCACUACAAAAUGAAGAUGGAAAUGUGGAUCCUCAAGAUUUUACAAGAUGUUUUAUUUGUAAUACACCUUUAAGGGAAGCUAUGAAUAGUAAUCCAGAAAUAGUGAGGCUUUGUAAUAAUAAUCGAAGACAUAUGGCUCAUAUGCAUUGUGUGACUAGAUGGUAUGAUAGAGAUGGUAUAGACACAUGUUGUGUUAUAUGUGGUUUGAAUUUAAUUUUACCAUAUGUUCGAGUAAAUAGAAAUCGAGUAUUACAAUAUGAUAGAAAAAGACAAAAUCGUAGAUUGAAUAUUGAGAGACGUGGAAAAGAACGUAUGGUAUUAGCAGCACAGAGAAGACAAAAAAGAAUAGCAGUGAAACAAAGAGAUUUACAUAAUAUUUCACAAUUAGACAGGGAUAAAGAAGUUGAUAAUCAAUUAGAUGCACAACAGAUAAAUUUAGACAAUAAUCAAAAUAUGUGGCAAGGAAGAUUACGAGUUGUAGAUAUGUUUGAAAAUAUGAUAAGAAGAGUUAUUAAUUGA